Oldenlandia corymbosa var. corymbosa is the source of this 744-nucleotide messenger RNA. The record is from the annotation of a GenBank genome assembly. Lineage: Eukaryota; Viridiplantae; Streptophyta; Magnoliopsida; Gentianales; Rubiaceae.
AUGGUUAAAGAAUGGAGAUCAAGGAUGAAGAAACCUGUUGGUGACGCAACAGGAGAUGUCGUUGUUGCUAAAAUCCUUGCUAGUAGAGAUGAUUAUGGUGAUGAGUUCAAGAUGGAUUUCUUGAUAUUUGUUACAUCAAGUUUCUUACAUGGGACGAAUAGCACAAAAUUUUACUAUAAAGUGAUCAAAUCACUAGCAAACAUCAGUGAAGUCAAGGAAUAUAAUUGGUGCCAGUUUGUCAUUAAGGCACUAAAUGAUGGUGUUGACCAUUAUCAAGAUAAAGGCACCUUCUACGGACCAAUGUCAUUCCUGACGCUGUGUUAUUUAGACAGAUGUCGAUACAAAGAAUCACAUCUUAGAAAAUGGUCAGCUAUUUCAUGUUGGGAUGAAGAUAAAAUGAAGGACAAAAUUCAAAGAAAGGAGUCUAAAGGAGGAUUUGGACGUGUGUAUGUAGAAGAUUGCGUCAAGAAACCCGACCAAGAAGAAGAGCAAAAGCUGCAACACAAGAAGGAAGUGAUUCAGAAAAGGGUAUCACCUCAACAACUUUGUGAGCUCAUUCCUAAACUAGAUGACAAAAAGAAAGGGGAAAUCAUGGAUAUGGGUUUUGGUGCACUACUAGAAAUAAAAAUCAAGACGUGCCCCAAAUCGUUGUGUAGAAUUCUGGUGGGAAGAUUCCAAUUUGGUUCAGGUAUUAUACAAUUCGGCAAUAAUGGCCAAGAGUUCAUAAUCAUUGAAGACGAAUGA